AUGGGUCAUAUGAGUAUUGCAGCAUCUGCUGCAGGUAUUGCUGAUUGGAAUCGAGGCUUCUAUAAUGAGAUGAUGGAAGAAGAGGAUAGAUCCUUGACAGAGAAGGCUGUCGGUGUCGACCGACGCGCAUUCCAGCUUCUUACUGGCACAGUCAGCUUAUACGCGAUAUCCUUGAUUGAUCAGCAGUGGGUUAAGCUCAAAAUGCUUAUUGGUGAAGGCGAGGAUAUAGAAUCUAGGCCUUGUCGGUGUGUUAUGCGAGAGCAGUGGCUUCUACCCUGCUAUCAUGAUCUCUGGAAAGUGUACGAUACAGGAAUACCUCUACCUAGGUCACUGGUUCACCCUAGAUAUUGGCUUGCUGGUCACGUACACAGAUCUCGAGAAUGGGCGCCAUCAUAUGAGUCAAUUACACCGCUCAUUAUCUCACCGAAGCGAGCUAGGGUAGAAAGUGCGCUUCAAAAGCUAGUACAGCUACGCGAUGAGUUCGACGGAGAGGAAAGAGAUAAAUUCGAGCAGGAAUUGCUUGCCCUGGCUGGUAGAGGUGAAGCAAUUGCUUCUAAUUGUAGGGCAAUUGGAGCUAUUCCAAUAUCUGCGCCGGAAGCACUACCGAAUCGACGAGCAAUUGGUCGACGAGAAGCUACAAGGACCGGACGACUACUUACCGCUUUAGAACAGCAAGAACGCGAUUCACAACGAGUACAACGAGAAGCAAAUGCCCAGUCUCGAGACGAUGUGAUACUAUCACAGCGACAGGCAAGCCAGGGCAGUACUAUCGUCGUGAAUGUCGAUCAGGGCGAUACGCAGCUUACGGUAAUAGUAUCAUCAUCAUCUGGGGCUAAUUCUGAGGCGUCGGAUGAAGAGACUACUGUAGCGCAGCCAGUCUCAAACUGA
Metarhizium brunneum ARSEF 3297 is the source of this 888-nucleotide messenger RNA. RefSeq lists its product as uncharacterized. NCBI's taxonomy places the organism in Eukaryota, Fungi, Ascomycota, Sordariomycetes, Hypocreales, Clavicipitaceae. The record is from RefSeq and is a predicted model, not a curated record.